GUGCUGAGCCUCGGCUUCUUUUUUUUGCUUCUGGAAAAGGCAAAAAGCGACGUCGAGAAAGAAAAUGACGACGAACGAAGCUGAUAUUGCAAGAAACAGCAGAUAUCAGACACUGACAUGAGUGCUAGGCAUACAUAAGCGGAGAGAAGAUGUGUGAACAGCAGAGAUCUCGGGUUCAUGUCGCUCGAUAGGGCGUGCAGCUGACGUUGUACAACCAUGAUGGAUAAGCUUGUUGUGGCUGCGGGAGGGCUCCGAGCAAACCAAAUUGACAAUAAAUGUCCGCAGGAAAUCAGCUCUGCUACGCGAUAAUAUCCCCGGAUAUAGGGCGAGAACAUGAACCCCUUCUGGGCAGUCGGAAAAAUCGGCCGAGAUGGUCGUCUUAACGGUAACUUCGAUGGUCUAGAUGGAAUGUGAACUUUGUAACUAUGCCUCCAAUAGCUGCCCCGGAUUCCCGUUCUGACAUAGUAAAUCUAGUAGAUGAGAUAUCUCGUCCGAGUUUUCUAGGUUGACUCUUCCCCUUUGGCCGUAUUUCCUGGCCGUUCGGCGUCUGGUUCCGUGAAGGUGACUCGAUGGCUAUUACUGUGUCACCAUAACACAUAGCCAAUGUCGGCUGGGUUCCGAGGGAAACUCAGUUAAUAAGUCAACAAGUUACUGGCUAUGCGGGCAAAAGUAGUGAGACUAACUGGAGCCUGUUCCCAUACAGAAGCAAGACUCCAGUUUAACAUGUGCCGCGGCUUUGGUGGCCGUUUGACGCUGUCGUGUAUAUAUAAAGCCCUCCUAUAGUCCUUCGGGCAUCGCCCUUUUGUCUCCUCUGGACUUUGCUAUAACAUCAACCUCGAUUCCGGCUGCUGUGAUACAACCAUAUAUACCAUCUACAAAGUUGACGUCACGUUAGCACCAAAGCAAGAUGACCUCGGUGGAAGCUCAGCUCAGGGGCGUUGCCAUCCUCGGCCCCCUCAACGACCAGACUCGCAAGAUCCUCACCAAGGAGGCUACAGCUUUCCUCGCCCUCCUCCAUCGCACAUUCAAUGGCACCCGCAAGGCCCUGUUGAAGAGACGUAUUGACCGCCAGGCCGAAAUUGAUAGAGGCGCUCUUCUCGAUUUCCUGCCUGAGACUAAGCACAUCCGCGACAAUGAUACAUGGAAGGCUGCUCCCCCCGCUCCGGGACUUGUUGAUCGUCGUGUUGAGAUUACGGGCCCAACCGAUAGGAAGAUGGUUGUCAAUGCUUUGAAUGCCGAUGUUUGGACCUACAUGGCUGACUUUGAAGACUCAUCUGCUCCAACAUGGGAGAACAUGGUAAAUGGUCAGGUGAACCUUUACGAUGCCAUCCGCCGUCAGGUUGACUUCACCCUCGGCGGCAAGGAGUACAAACUCCGCACCGAUAGGAAGCUCCCCACACUCAUUGCUCGUGCCAGAGGCUGGCACCUUGAUGAGAAGCAUUUCACUGUUGACGGAGAGCCAAUCUCCGGCAGUUUGUUUGACUUUGGUCUGUACUUCUUCCACAAUGCCCAGGAGCUUGUCAAGCGAGGCGCUGGCCCAUACUUCUACCUGCCCAAGAUGGAAUCUCACUUGGAAGCACGUCUGUGGAACGACGUCUUCAAUACCGCUCAAGACUACAUCGGUAUGCCUCGAGGCACUAUUCGAGGUACCGUCCUCAUUGAAACCAUCACUGCUGCCUUUGAGAUGGACGAGAUCAUCUAUGAAUUGAGAGACCACAGCUCUGGCUUGAACUGUGGACGAUGGGAUUACAUCUUCUCCUUCAUUAAGAAGUUCCGUAACAACCCCAACUUUGUCCUUCCCGACCGCGCCUCCGUCACCAUGACCGUACCUUUCAUGGACGCAUACGUCAGACUUUUGAUUAAGACCUGCCACAAGCGAGGUGUCCACGCCAUGGGUGGUAUGGCUGCUCAAAUACCUAUCAAGAAUGACACCAAGGCAAAUGACAUUGCCAUGGAGAGCGUUCGUGCCGAUAAGCUCCGUGAAGUCCGUGCUGGCCACGACGGAACCUGGGUUGCCCACCCAGCUCUUGCAUCCAUUGCAUCCAACGUCUUUAACGAAUACAUGCCCACCCCUAACCAACUCUUUGUCCGACGAGAGGAUGUCCACGUCACCGCCAAUGAUCUCUUGAACACCAACGUUCCAGGAAACAUCACCGAGUCUGGUAUCAGGAAGAACCUGAACAUCGGCCUUUCUUACAUGGAGGGAUGGCUUCGUGGAGUCGGCUGUAUCCCAAUCAACUUCCUAAUGGAGGACGCUGCUACUGCUGAAGUUAGCCGAAGUCAGCUCUGGCAGUGGGCGAAGCACAAUGUUCCCACCGCUGAGGGAAAGAGAGUUGACAAAGCAUAUGCACUCAAGCUGCUCAAGGAGCAAGCUGAUGAACUUUCUGCCAAGGGUCCAAAAGGCAACAAGUACCAGCUCGCUGCCCGCUACUUCUCUGGUCAAGUUACCGGAGAGGACUAUGCUGAUUUCUUGACCACGUAAGUCCUCACUGUCAACAUGUUAUUCCAUUCAAGCAUUACUAACCCUUAUCCAUAGGCUGUUGUACAAUGAGAUUUCUGCUCCCGGGCCAGCUGUCAAGCUUUGAUUUAAUAUAA
Messenger RNA from Trichophyton rubrum CBS 118892, 2595 nucleotides. Its product is annotated as malate synthase, glyoxysomal. Gene Ontology annotation, molecular function: malate synthase activity. Bases 908 to 2482 code for a protein of 524 amino acids. NCBI's taxonomy places the organism in Eukaryota, Fungi, Ascomycota, Eurotiomycetes, Onygenales, Arthrodermataceae. Gene Ontology annotation, cellular component: peroxisomal matrix; cytoplasm. The transcript is spliced from 4 exons. The record is from RefSeq and is a predicted model, not a curated record. Gene Ontology annotation, biological process: glyoxylate cycle.